Molecule: messenger RNA, 5560 nt
Organism: Amoebophrya sp. A120
Lineage: Eukaryota; Dinophyceae; Syndiniales; Amoebophryaceae
Source: the annotation of a GenBank genome assembly
AGGACGCUCUUUUACUUUUGCAUCUGCCUAGAUCAAUCUUGCGACUCACUUCCAACCAUUUCUGCAGGGCGCAGUAGUUAUUUUCAAUCUCUGUAGCUAGUAGUUUUCCCGCAAGAUAAGUAACCCUUAGGUUUUCCGCCCACCAGAUUCAGACGGCGUUGUUUUCUUGUGUUUCUUCGACCAGGGUCGUGAAGAAGAAGAUGGUAGCAUCUACCGACGAGCGUUCUUGUUAUCAAAUGCAAAAAUGUCGGGGUCUGGAUCUGGAAGGAUGCAAGUUUGUCAUGCUUGUCUGGCAUGACUCGAAAAUCUGUGUUGCAUAGGCGCGAAAAAUAAGCCCUCUUACCUGUCAUACAAAAACGCAGUUUGCCAUGCGGAAUAUGUACGACAUGAUUGCAGCCAAAAAAUUUGUCACGCAUAGCUGCGUAUUGCAGUGCGUCGAUCAUUCACUUUUAGCAUUAACCCAGACCACAUAUUUGCAAUCCAUACUUGCCCCGCACAACAAGCGGAACAAACCAAGCCCGGAAGUGCGGCGGACCCGAAAAGUCUGCCCAAGAACGAGGACCUGGAGCAAACUACCGAUCUGUUGCAAGACAGUCCCCCGGGCUCCUGCGAGAUCUCCGCCUCGCCGCGCCACGUCGAGGGGGAAAUGCAGGCCAGCCCUGAGUCGACGUAUUCAUCUGCGGGGCACGAGGAGAAAGAAGAGAUUGAAGGUGGCACCACCAGCCCGGCGGCCAAGAAGCGCAAGAUGCAGGCCGCUACAGCGGAGGAGGAGUGUAGUACAACUACGAAGAGUCCGAAGGAACUAUCAAAUGCAAAAAUGUCUGGGUCUGGAAAUAACUUGUGUUGCUGAUACUUGCAUUGCAAACUUGCUGCUUGUACGGCAUAGCAGCAUGAGAAAGUUCCCUCGGCAUUCCUUGGGGAUUUCAUUCGUAUUUAGCAUGACAAACUACCAUAUCCAGCAAGACAAAAAAACUGGCCAAUGGUAUUCAUGCAUUACAGAUCUUGUUGUCCUUGAAGUCCUGCAUCACAAAUCCAGGCCCAGACAUAUUUGCAUUUGAUAGGAACUGAUGGGGACGUAUUUUCAGACGAAGCUGAAAGGGCCGGUAUGAAUUGCAAAAGUAUCGUACAACUCGUAGUUAUAAUUGCAGUCAUGCAUUGCAAACUCUUUUCUCAAAGGUAAAUGUGCAUUAGAAAUUUUAUUUCGUAUGCUGAGGAAAUUUGUAAUGCCUUUAUACGAGUACGAUAGGAUCGAUACUUUUGCAAUCCAUAACCGGAUAACUUCUACCAUCUGGGUUUGGAUCAAGCAGAUUCAAGGCUCAAGGGGCUGUUUGGCAACGUUCGCAUGAUCCUGAUGAUGGGGUCGGCUGACCGGGCGAAGAAGCUGGCGGAAAAGAUCGACGUGAACUUCCCGAUUCCGGAAGACCAGUUGGAUUCUACCGUCCACGGCAUCACCACUUCGAAGAAAGACGCUGAAACGAAGGAACGCUCCGUGGAAGACCUGUCGCGGGCGAAGGAUAUCAAAAGGAAAAAUCCUCCCUCCCCAUAUUAAAGCCAUGUCCUUCCGAAAAUUUGUGAUGCAGAUUUGUGACCACAAAUCCUGUCUGUCUUGCCAGAAGACAAAUCUAAAGAGUCCGCCGCGAUAUGCAGGCGGUUUGUAAUGCUGCAAGGCCUACAGGGCAGACGUCUGCCAUGCUGGGUUCCUACACCAAAAGGCACCCCCUCACGCUUGCGAUCUGCGUGCAGUGCUUUCCUGCAAGACAGGCGUGAUUUGUGUACACAAAUCCCGCAUCACAGAUUUCUGUUUUGAUAUGGGGAGGGGGGAUUUUUCAUUUUGAUAAAGGACCGCGGGAGUUUGUUUGUCACGGGCUACUGCCCUAUCAAGUGCAAAAGUGUCUGGGUCUGGAAGAUUGCCAGGUUUGUUAUGCAUAUUUUGCAUACUUCAUGGUCAUGGUGCCUGUAAUGCAUGACCUAGCAUCUUCACAGAUUUUUAACUCGCCUUCUGAUGGUGCGUAUUCCGCAUUAGAAACGCCCACUCCGCGUAGCACAAACUGCACUCCUCUGGCGAGAUCAAGCCUGAGGCUUUGUUCGUAAAGGGGGUGACUGUGGUUGAGGGGUAAAAAAGGUCAUGCAAUACAGAUUUUUUUUUACCUUCCAAAGACAGCAUCACAAGUUGCAACCUUCCAGACCUCCAGACACUUUUGCAUUUGAUAUGCCCCACCGAGCAGAAGAAGAAUUGCGUUUUGAUCUUCUCUCACGGGAUGGGGAAUGCGAGCACCAGCAUUUUUAUCCCACGAAAAAUUGUUUCACUGUGAUGAUUUUGCAAGAUUUGGAUCACAAGUUUUUUACACAUGACAAAGAAAACUUGGCAUGCGUGCGUCCUAAGGGAAAACACAGCUAAAAAUCCAAUGUCUUGCGUGUGUAGCAAGACAAACACAUUUGUGUUCCGCUCUAUGCAUCACAAGUUUACAGUGAAACAGUUUUUUCUUGCGAUAAUUUUUUUGAACGAAAUUACCAAGCUUCUGUUCUGGAGCGGCUGCGAGAUGAAGAAGCUGGAAGCGCUGCGGAUCGGCAUAUGACGGUGCACAACUCUUCCUCCCCUGCAGUUGCCCUGCAGUUGUCAUGCAAAACCCCAAAUCCAGUCGCUUUCCUCCUGUGGCACUGUUUGCGUGACAAAUUUCGAAAGGAGCCCAAACAGCACUACAGUAAGUACGUAAAUUUGUAAUGCACAAUGUCCACGGUGGUCGCAUCGCUGGCGUUUGUAUAAUUGUUGUUCAUGCAAUACAAAUGAGGGGGAGGGGGGUUGUGCACUGUCAUGCGGCACUUGCGGUGGACUGAAUGUGCCCGAGGGCACGGUGUGCAUCACGGAGCGUAUCACGAGAAAAAAGCGUUACAGUUACACAUUGUGUUGCAAGCCCAGCAUGACAGACAACCUCUGUUAUGCCAGAAAUGUAUGCUCCUUCAUCCGAGCUUCAUUUCAUGCGUGUUUUCCCUUAUGCCCUGUGCAUUGCAAGUUUUCCCUCUCAUGCAAGGAAGAUUUGUGUUGCUGAAUUGACAACAGAUGUGUAGUCACUGUAACACUUUUUUCAUCGGAUAGAGCGAGCGAUGGACGGACAAGAGGAAUGGGGUUACGAGUUCACUUAUGCACUACAAACAUACGUUUGGAAGAUUCAAACCUGUGAUGCAGAUUCUGGAACAGACAAAAAUCUGUAUUGCGGAGCCAGCAGAAGAUGCGCGAAUCUUGUCUCCAGCAGAAGGCAUGUCGCAUGCAGACCAGGCAUCAUGGAGAAAUAACCUCCGGAGAGUUUGUCAUGCUCUGCGCGUAUUCAAGACCUUUUUUCAGAUGCAAAAACUGCAUGACAAUUUGUCGCAGCCCCAGACAUGUUUGAAGUGCAUAUCACUGCCUUCGGGCAGAAGUUCCGCGAUCCGGCUGACGCGGACAACAAGAUGGUGGCGGAGCUGACGAAAAUCGGGAAGGACAUGCCGUUAUCCACUGCAAAAGUAUCGUACUAGUAGAAAUCGCAUGCCAAGUUCCUCAGCAUGAGGAAUGACAUCUGUAAUGCGGAUUUGACUUAACCGAAAUAAAAUUUGUAAAUGCAUAAAUGCGAUUAGUACCAGUGCGAUACUUUUGCAGUUCAUAACCCUUUCCCUGCACCGUGGGCAACACCAUGACGACCGAUGAUUACUACCUCGGCCAGGGUCGCUUAGACGGUGCUUUGCUGCCCCCCGGUCAUUUCAACCUCUCGUCUGGAGGCGGACGCGGAGGUACCAGCCCAGGCGAUUAUCAAAUGCAAAAGCAUCGUACUAGUAGUAACCGCAUUUACAAAUUUGCUAAGCAUGACAGAAGGAAUUUCUCAUGCUGAUUUACCUUGAGAAAGAGAUUUGUCAUGCAUAAGUGCGAUUACUACGAGUGCGAUACUUUUGCACAGGAUAGCGAUGGUGCAGCAGCGAUGAAUACUAGCGAGAUGAACCUCAUCGACGAAAAACAGCAGAAGGAGUGGUUCGUGAAGCUGCACGAAAAACACGGAAUCGUGAAUAUGGAGAUGGAAGCCACGGGCAUCUUAGCGUUUUUCCAGCGCUUGAAGAUUCCCGCCGCGGUCAUCGCAGUUGCGUUGCUGAAUCGGUACAACGGUGACCAUAUCAAAUGCAAAAAUGUCUGGGUCUGGAAGAUUCUGAGGCUUGUCAUGCAUGUUUCACAUGACCCAGGAUGUCUGUAAUGCACGACCUAGCAUCACAGAUUUUUAGAGGGCUUACUGCUGCCUACUCCGCAUGACAAACACCCUCCCCGCGUAGCAAAAACUACACUGCUCUUGCUAGCCAUGCAAUACAGACGUUUUUAGAGUCCAAAGUUCGCAUCACAAGUUCCAGACCCAGACAUUUUUGCAUUUGAUAGACCAGCACAAGGUUUCCCGGGAGCAGAUCAAGGCGUACUCGGAGCGGCACUUGGUAUCCAAGAAAAAAACGUUGUUAGUAUAACUUUGUGAUGCGCAACAUGCAAAAUGAUUGCGUCUGUCAUGCUUGGCAUGCGUCGUAGGCUCCAUUAAAGGGCGUUAUCACGUACUAUCUGCGCAUGACAGGUUUUUGCUGUCAUGCGAGAGAUAUUUGUGAUGCUAAUCCUCCAAGAAAGUUACAGCUACAAUGUUUUUUUCUUGGAUACUUGGCCCUGGCCAUGCAGUACCUGCACCAGCGCACCUAUGGAUGUGUCAGAGUUGAAAUCGACAAAGUGGAAAUAAUUUGCCAUGCAUAAAAUGCGACACAAAGAAUGACUCUAUUGCUGAAGGCGCAAGGGAGGCAGAUUCUAGUGCUGGUAAGGGUCAAGAAUUGGGCUGCUGACUAGCAUGACAGAGAGCAGCCAUCUUGCACUAAACAGCAUGACAGACUUGCUUCAGAGGCUAGGAAAAUUUGUCAUGCGCCGAUUGGAAACUGUGGGUCCAACUGGUAUAGAUUUUAUGCAUCACAAAUUAUUUCAACUUUGUUAAUUUCAAUCCUGACAGUUCCAUAGCACCUUUGCGGUGUUGAAAUGAUUGAAGCUGCAAUUUGAAGAUAAUAGAUACUUCCACCAAGCGUGAUAUUUUUUUUUCUUUGUGAGCCAAGGGGAAUUCGAAUUUUUCAUUCCAUACGCAAACUUCAAUACAUUGGUUAUACGAACUGAAUCUUAUCAAACACUACAAGAAGUAGUAGAAAAGGUGGGAGGAGCUGCACGGUGAGAACGGAAACUAGUAUUUCCUUACGACCCACCGACCAGAGAGUUGUGGAUGAAUCUAGGCGCAAUGAAAGACUUCUGUUGCGGCUGAUGAAAUGCAAGAACAAGUCCGAUGUUGCUGAAAGACAACGCGAUCUUUUUUAUCUUCUAUUUUUCUGUUUGUGGAGGACGAUCAUAUUUGAUUCACUUAUUUCUUUUCAUUUGAUUCUGUUUACAACAACCGAGGAUGUUGACGCUCCAAAUCCGAACACGCCCUAGAUAAAGAAAAGACGAAGGAAGCACGUGGUGACGAUAGAUAAAGCGACAUUUUGAAUGAUGCAAAGCUCGACUUUGUCGUGCACAAAGCAACUGUCUUUUUUG